This is a messenger RNA of Phascolarctos cinereus (koala), 4017 nucleotides long. The record is from RefSeq and is a predicted model, not a curated record. NCBI's taxonomy places the organism in Eukaryota, Metazoa, Chordata, Mammalia, Diprotodontia, Phascolarctidae.
GGAGGUUUCGCGUCCCGCUCGAAGAGAGGUGUCGUCGUUCUUCCUCCUCCUCCCCUUCCCUGAGGUAGCAGUGAAACGGGUGAGGAUCGGAGUUGUCUGCUGGUUCUCAGCUUGAAGAAGAAUCUACAGUCCUUAUUGAUCCUUUUUUCUUGGCGUUACCAUUUUUGAAGCAAAGUUAACUAGCUUUCUAGUCUGAGCUUUCUUUUUGGCCGUCUUUAAAAACAUUUUUUUUUUGAUCCAUAAGGUAGACAAGAGAUAGUUCUACAAUGUCCAAGUCAUUCCAGCAGUCAUCUCUCAGUAGGGACUCACAAGGUCAUGGGCGUGACCUAUCUGCAGGAAUAGGCCUUCUUGCUGCUGCUACCCAGUCUUUAAGUAUGCCAGCAUCUCUUGGAAGGAUGAACCAGGGUACUGCACGCCUUGCUAGUUUAAUGAAUCUUGGAAUGAGUUCUUCAUUGAAUCAACAAGGAUCUCAUAGUGCACUGUCUUCUGCUAGUACUUCUUCCCAUAAUUUGCAAUCUAUAUUUAACAUUGGAAGUAGAGGUCCACUCCCUUUGUCUUCUCAACACCGUGGAGAUGCGGACCAGGCCAGUAACAUUUUGGCCAGUUUUGGUCUGUCUGCUAGAGACUUAGAUGAACUGAGUCGUUAUCCAGAGGACAAGAUUACUCCUGAGAAUUUGCCCCAGAUCCUUCUACAACUUAAAAGGAGGAGAACUGAAGAAGGCCCUUCAUUGAGUUAUGGUAGAGAUGGCAGAUCUGCUACACGGGAGCCACCAUACAGAGUACCUAGGGAUGAUUGGGAAGAAAAAAGGCACUUUAGAAGAGAUAGUUUUGAUGAUCGUGGUCCUAGUCUCAACCCAGUGCUUGAUUAUGACCAUGGAAGUCGUUCUCAAGAAUCUGGUUAUUAUGACAGAAUGGAUUAUGAAGAUGACAGAUUAAGAGAUGGAGAAAGGUGUAGGGAUGAAUCUUUUUAUGGUGAGCCCUCACAUAACUAUCAUAAAUUUGACAGUGAGUAUGAGAGAAUGGGUCGUGGUCCUGGUCCUUUACAAGAGAGAUCUCUCUUUGAGAAAAAGAGAGGCGCUCCUCCAAGUAGCAAUAUUGAAGACUUCCAUGGAUUCUUACCGAAGGGUUAUCCCCAUCUGUGCUCUAUAUGUGAUAUGCCAGUUCAUUCUAAUAAGGAGUGGAAUCAACACAUCAAUGGAGCAACACACAGUCGACGCUGCCAACUUCUUCUUGAAAUCUAUCCAGAAUGGAAUCCUGACAAUGAUUCUGGACAUGGAAUGGGAGAUCCAUUCAUGUUGCAGCAAUCUACAAACCCAGCACCAGGAAUUUUGGGGCCCCCUCCUCCCUCAUUCCAUCUUGGGGGACCACCUGUUGGACCAAGAGGAAAUAUGGGUGCCGGAAAUGGAAAUAUGCAAGGACCAAGACAUAUGCAAAAGGGCAGAAUGGAAACUAGCAGAGUUGUUCACAUUAUGGAUUUUCAGCGGGGGAAAAACUUGAGAUACCAACUUUUGCAGCUGGUUGAACCAUUUGGAGUAAUUUCAAACCAUCUGAUCUUAAAUAAAAUCAACGAGGCAUUCAUUGAAAUGUCUACCACAGAAGAUGCUCAGGCUGCAGUGGACUAUUAUACAACCACACCAGCACUAGUAUUUGGCAAACCAGUAAGAGUCCAUUUAUCCCAGAAGUAUAAAAGAAUAAAGAAACCUGAAGGCGGGAAACCUGAUCAGAAAUUUGAACAGAAGCCUGCUGGACGGGUGAUCCAUCUCAGCAACUUGCCCCAUUCUGGCUAUUCUGACAGUGCCGUCAUCAAACUUGCUGAGCCCUAUGGAAAGAUAAAGAAUUACAUAUUAAUGAGGAUGAAGAGCCAGGCUUUCAUAGAAAUGGAGACCCGAGAGGAUGCUAUGGCCAUGGUCGAGCACUGUGCAAAAAAGGCACUUUGGUUCCAGGGCCGAUACGUGAAGGUUGACUUAUCUGAGAAAUAUAAAAAACUGGUGUUGCGGAUUCCUAACAGAGGAAUUGAUCUGUUAAAGAAGGAUAAAUCUCGAAAGAGAUCUUACUCUCCAGAUGGCAAAGACUCUCCAAGUGAUAAAAAGUCCAAGACUGAUGGCAGCCAGAAGAGUGAUAGUGGAGCUGAAGGAAAAGAACAGGAAGAGAAACAAAGUGAAGAUGCUGAUAAAGAUAUAAAAGAUGAACAGGCAGAGCAAGAACCUGGUUUGCUUCUUGAAUCUGAAGAUGAGCUACUUGUAGAUGAAGAAGAAGCAGCUGCACUGCUAGAAAGUGGCAGCUCAGUGGGGGAUGAAACUGACCUUGCUAAUUUAGGUGAUGUGGCUGCUGAUAUUAAAAAAGAACCUUCAGAAAAAGCCUUGAAAAAAAUGGAAAUGAGUCUUGGUUCUUCAGCGGCAGCAAAGAAAAAACUCAAAAAGGUGGACAAGAUGGAGGAACUUGAUCAGGAGAAUGAUGGAUCGUUGGAAAAUGGAAUUAAAAAUGAAGACAGUACAGAGCCUGGAGGUGCCGAAUCUGCCGAGAACCUUGAGGGAAUGGAUCCGAACCAAGAGACAAGUGAAAAUACAGAUGGUGAAAACGAAAUUAAGAGGGAGGAUAUCCCAGAUGAGUAUAGAAUUGGACCAUAUCAACCCAAUGUUCCUGUUGGCGUGGACUAUGUGAUACCCAAGACAGGAUUUUACUGUAAACUCUGUUCUCUCUUCUACACAAAUGAGGAAGUUGCAAAAAAUACUCACUGCAGCAGCUUGCCUCAUUAUCAGAAAUUAAAGAAAUUUCUGAAUAAAUUGGCAGAAGAUCGCAGGCAAAAGAAAGAAGCUUAAGAUGUGCAAGACGCUUAAGGGUUUCCAAGGAAAAGUGGUUCUUUGUUUUUAACGUUAACAUUUUUUAAACGCAGUACAGAUAGUUAGUAGAAGAAAAUAUUGUACUCUUUUGUUUUAGUGAAAAAUAGUCUGUUCGUGUGUUAAGUGUUACAAUAAAAAUGCAUAUACAGUUAAGUUAAUGCAGAAUAACUUUUCUUUUAUGAGAAUGGCGACAGACAGAAGUGCUUUGUAGAGAUUGGCUCUUCAAGCCACUCAGAUAACUUUUGCACCGUUAUGAAAAAAGUGGAUGUGUGAAGAAAAGUAACCUUCAAAGAAAUGAAAUUUUAUUAGUUUCCAGCUUCAAAGAAUUGUCAUUUUGAUUCCAUUCAAUAAAGAACAAAAAACUUACAUUGUAUUUUUGUUAAUUUUAUCUGAAACAUUCCACAUUCUGAUCUGAGCCUAGCAGAUUUUUCAUUUGGAGUGUGACGUUGUUUAGUUGUAUUUCAUUUCUGGAAACGUCCUUAAGUGUAAAGUUGGCAAAUUAAAAAUGCAGGUGCAGCUUCUUUUAAUGUCAUUGCUGUUACUUAGAUGUUAGAAAACUAUUAAGUAAUUGGCUUUAAAUUUUGUAAUUUUUUUUCUAAGUUCCUACUAGAUUUUUUCUUCAUGUAGUUGGUGUAUUUUCAGUGAAAUGUAAAACAAAAAAAAUCCCAUUCUCUUUGACCAGUAUUAAUUUCUUGAGCUCUUAUUGCUUGUUACUUGAAUCCUGUAGCUGUCAUACAUUUCUGGUAUAAGCAACAUUUGAUUUUUGAAGUGUGUAGAUCAUCUCUUCAUAUUCUUUAAAUGUAAUUUUACAUAUCUACAUUUUAAAACAGUUUGAUCAUAAUCCCAGAAGCACGCUUCUAAUUAAUGUACCUGCACUUGUGACCUUUGUGAACAGAAAUUUGCAUGUAUAAUCUGUGUUUACUUGUAAUUUUCUGAUUAUAUACUGCUUAUAUCUGUGGAUUCAAGUUACUGAAGUGAUUACCAAUAAACAAACCUAGGCAACAAUAAUUGGUUAUAUAUGUUUGGAAUAUUAACCAAUAUAUGUCAUGUGGCUUAUUCAUAGACUUUCUCUUCCUCUGCAUGCUUUUAGUUGAAUUACUACUCUUAAAACUGGGUGUGUCUGCUACUAAAAUGUUCAUUUCUUUGGUGCUGUUGAAUUAUAGUCCCAGUUUCAUAG